This is a messenger RNA of Aspergillus bombycis, 1239 nucleotides long. RefSeq names its product C-3 sterol dehydrogenase/C-4 decarboxylase. Bases 1 to 1239 code for a protein of 412 amino acids. The transcript is spliced from 2 exons. Gene Ontology annotation, molecular function: 3-beta-hydroxy-Delta5-steroid dehydrogenase (NAD+) activity. The record is from RefSeq and is a predicted model, not a curated record. Gene Ontology annotation, biological process: steroid biosynthetic process. Lineage: Eukaryota; Fungi; Ascomycota; Eurotiomycetes; Eurotiales; Aspergillaceae.
AUGUCUAACAAGCGUCCCACUAUGCAAUUAGGCACUGUUUUGGUGGUUGGUGGCUGUGGAUUCGUGGGCUGGCACAUUGUCAAUCACUUGCUCAAUUUCCCUUCGGAAACCGAUGCCAGUGUCGCUCUACCCAGGCCAGAAGAUGAUCCUCGAUUCGAUUACCCCCAGCUGGCCGGCCGGUAUCCGGCAUGCAUUGCGAAGGUCGCGGUAGUCGACUUGCGAACCUCCAACAAUCGGUUGCCUGGUGCCGAGUAUUACGAUGGCGAUAUCACGUCGGCAGAGUCCAUGUUAGAGGUCUUUCGCAAAGUUAAGCCGGAUGUUGUUAUCCACACUGCCACACCAAACGUCCUAGAAGGGAACAAGCCGUUGCUGCGCAAAGUGAAUGUGGACGGAACAAAGACAUUACUGGAGGUCGCGGGCGGCGCCCGCGGAGAUUGGGGUGGAAAGUGCAAAGCUUUCGUGUACACAAGCUCGAGCUCAGUGGUACACGAUACCCAAAGCGAUUUGAUCAAUGUCGAUGAGGAGUGGCCAUACAUUAGAGGGGAUAGGCAGUUGGAGUACUACUCGGAAACCAAGGCGGACGCAGAAGAACUCGUUUUGAAGUACAACCGAACCUCACCCUCUGGUAUGGUGACCUGUGCUGUUCGUCCAGCCGGUAUUUAUGGAGAGAAGGACACCACAUUUACCUACAAGAUUCUGGAGCACUCAGCCAAGGCCUCACCGGCUGUUCUUCGAAUGCAGUUGGGCGAUAACAAUAAUUUGUUCGAUUUUACUUACGUUGGAAAUAUUGCGCAUGCCCACUUACUCGCUGCGUUCCGCUUGCUUGCUACCAAGACCCGUAUUGAAUCCAAACAAAGUGAACCGUUAGACCAUGAGCGGGUUGAUGGAGAGGCUUUCAACAUUACUAAUGAUUCCCCGGUCUAUUUCUGGGAUAUGACGCGUGCUGCAUGGGCUCUGACUGGCAAGGUAGUCGAGCCCCAUCAAGUGUGGGAACUCCCUGAGGCACUCCUCGGCCCUAUUGGCGGCAUCGCGGAGACAGUGCUGGGUAUUUGUGGCAAGACCCCGCGGUUGACUAGGCGGGUAGUCCGGUAUUCAUGCAUGACUCGUUACUAUUCGUGUGACAAGGCCAAGUCGCGCCUAGGAUACACUCCCAUCGUUCCAGUUGAGGAGGGUCUGGCUCGUGCAGUCGGAUAUGUGGUAGAACGGGAGCGACAGGAGGGUCAGAAGAAGGGACAGUAA